AUGAGUGCAGGCUGGGAGGGAUGCUUGGAGAGAGGCAACUCAGUCCUUGAACCUCCCUGUCCCUGUCCCCAGACAGCAGCAACGAUGGCAACACUCUACCCCUCCCUGGAGGACAUGAAGGGCCACCAGGUCCUGCAGGCGCAGGCAGCAGCCGGGGUGAGGACCCCUGCCACCACAGUGGUCACAGAGAAGCCAAAGCUCACCUCAGGCACUGAGCCUCCUGUGCUGUACCCCAACCUAGCCGAGCUGGAGAACUACAUGGGGCUGGCGCUCUCCAGCGAGGAGAUCCAGAAGAACCUGCGCACCGAGGACAGCACCGCACUGACCCCCGUCGGGCCCUCCCCAGGCCAGCUGGUCGCCCCCCUGAGCGGGAACAGCGCGGGGCUGCGGCGGGCAGAGAUCAAGCCGGGGGUGCGGGAGAUCCACCUCUGCAAGGACGAGCGGGGCAAGACGGGGCUGCAGCUGAAGAACGUGGACCAGGGCAUCUUCGUGCAGCUGGUGAAGGCCAACUCGCCAGCAGCGCUGGUGGGGCUGCGCUUCGGGGACCAGGUGCUGCAGAUCGACGGCAAGAACUGCGCGGGCUGGAGCAGUGACAAGGCACAGCGCGCGCUGAAGAAGGCAAACCCCGAAAAAAUCGUCAUGGUGGUGCGGGACAGGCCUUUCCAGCGCACCGUGACCGUGCACAAGGACAGCACCGGCCACAUCGGCAUCGUGGUGAAGAAGGGGAAGAUUGUGUCCCUGGCCAAGGACAGCUCGGCCGCCCGCAACGGGCUCCUCACCCACCACUGCAUCUGCGAGGUGAACGGCCAGAACGUCAUCGGCAUGAAGGAUAAGCAGCUCACGGAGGUGCUGGCAGGGGCUGGGAAUGUGGUGACACUGACCAUCAUCCCCACUGUGAUCUACGAGCACAUGGUCAAACGGCUCUCAUCAGGACUGGUGAAGUCGUCCAUGGACCACUCCAUCCCUGACCUGUGACACCAUCGCUGCUGUUCUGGGAGCUGAUGCUGGAAGCCCAGAGGGCCUGCUGAGAGGACCCCACAGC
Lonchura striata (white-rumped munia) is the source of this 1042-nucleotide messenger RNA. NCBI's taxonomy places the organism in Eukaryota, Metazoa, Chordata, Aves, Passeriformes, Estrildidae. The record is from RefSeq and is a predicted model, not a curated record.